Messenger RNA from Saccostrea cuccullata (small rock oyster), 2459 nucleotides. RefSeq names its product dynein axonemal heavy chain 3-like. Lineage: Eukaryota; Metazoa; Mollusca; Bivalvia; Ostreida; Ostreidae. Gene Ontology annotation, biological process: microtubule-based movement. Gene Ontology annotation, molecular function: dynein light intermediate chain binding; minus-end-directed microtubule motor activity; dynein intermediate chain binding. The transcript is spliced from 15 exons. The record is from RefSeq and is a predicted model, not a curated record. The annotation marks the transcript as partial. Gene Ontology annotation, cellular component: dynein complex.
GAAGUGAAAUGGGAAUUUCAAUUUUCUUGUGUUUUAAUUUUGGGAUAUAAUUUGGAUUAACCUUUUUUUCAAUAUUUUUCUCAGAAAUUGGAUAUAUUAUUAUGUAGUGGAAGAAGUGAAUAGUUGUCAGUAUGCCUUUCAAACCGGGUCAUCUCGGAAUAACGAUAUCACAGCCCAAUGAGUUCGAGCUGAAACACAGACCCGGGGUGAUUCAGCAUCUCCCCCCACUGAGUGCCAGAGAGCCAGCAUACAGUGAAAGGCCAAAGAUUUUAGAACGUGGAUCAUGGACACAGGCAGCACCAAUCAAAGAGAAGAAACACUUCCGACAUGUCAGUGACUCCAUAGGCAACAACUACAGCCCCCAGGCCAGGCAUCUGACUGCCUCCUACAUCUACGAAACUACAAAACAAAAUUUUACUACGGAGGAGAAUUUUUACCUCGCCCCCAGACAGGCCAGAACACCUAGUCCUAUUACUAGAAUAGUCAACGACCCUGACCCCAGAAGGAAAAGCUUCCAUGCCUUAAUUAACCUUGACACUGGGAAAAUCAUCCACCCCGACUCCGACUUUGUUCUUCCCGACAUCACCAAUGGGACCAGUCAUCACACGUCAACGUACCCCGAGACGACGCUACCCCCCAUCAACGGGAGCCUGCCCAAACUACAGGCCCCACCCUCUGUUAACCAGAGCGACACGGGGUACAGUAGCUAUAUCAAUGGGAGUCACAGUCUGGCAGACAGCUCCACACAGAGGAAUGGACAUGGACAGGACAGCACGGUCAGUGUGGACGAGACCACGGACAGUGGACGGCCGCACUCAGUAUUCGCCCCCGAGAUGUCACAAGUGGACGAAAACUCAGAAAAGGAUCUCAACGAAGGAGAUGAUGAAGCUGAGCUGGCGGGUUAUUUAGGACACGAUGACUACACCCGCUCUAUACUCACGGUGGAGUUCCCUCCCUUUUACUUCUCCACUCAUGGCUUAUCUCGACCCAGCACCCCAAAGGAAGAGGACCGGCCAAGGUAUUAUCAGCUGAUUGAGAAAGCCAUAGAACCCAACAUGAUCAGUCCCGUGGAGACCGAGACGGUCCAGGGAAUCUUUGAACUGGUUCCUAAAACCCUCCGACAGGCUGUACCCAGCGCCAAACGCAGGUUUCUCAGGGAAAUGGAGGAGGAUAGAAGACUAGCCCUGAAGAAAGCCAUACUGGACUACAUCUUACUGGACUCAGCAGAACAGGACAGACUGGGGGUCCCCAUACCUGUCAAGCCCUCCAACUCAGCAGGCAGACACCAGUACCCCUGGCAUGAGAUGGUCAACAGAACUCGAGAUUUUAUGAAGAAUGACCUGUUUAUCACCCAUCCUGUCAUGUACACCAUUCUGUACCAUUUUCAAACAAAAUAUGGAGACUUCAGACUUAUCGAUAUUCCUCAUCUGAGAGAGGUCAUGCCGCUAACCAUGGAAAACUUCUACAAGAAUGUCAAACAGUCCAGCUUGGCUGCCGCGGAGAGGCUGCGGUACGAGUGGCUGCCGGAGGUCUGCGAGAUCGUGGAUAGCCACCGCGACACAGUGGAGGACUGGAUGCCACAGGAUUCAGGCCUGAGGAUGAAAAAGAUGGAUAGGUUCUUCAACAGUAUCGCAUCUUUGAUGUCAAACUUACUGCGGAGCUGUGUGAUUAACUCUAUAUAUGACCUCGUGGACUUGAUUGAGGAAUACACAGAGGGAAGUCAGUAUGACGGCGAAUACACACUGUUCAGUGGGUUAGCCCUGCCCACCAAAAUCCAUAUAGUUCACUUCUUCAUGCAAGAGAAUAUAGAGAAAGUAGACAUUAAUUUUAAGCCGAACUUCUCCGACGUCUGCGAUUUCUUCUGUCUGAUCAUCGAUCACAUGAUUGUCUGUGUCAGGGAGCUGCCACGGGUGGAACAUCUCCUGUUUCAGUCGGUGGAGGAUCUACAAAUUUCCACCAUCAGGAGUGUGAUCGUAGAAGAAGAGCUGGUGGAGAUCGCUAAGGAGAGGAUCCGAGUGGUCAUCAUGGCAAACAGUCACGGGCCCAACACAUACACAUCAGUUUAUAAUCCAUACAAAUACCUCAUCUCCGUGGAGACCGAAAACAAGGUCAAAAAGUUCAUAAGUAAGGAGCGCCCUCUACGGGAGUACAGACAGGAAAUAGAGAAGUUGAAGAAACUGAUCUCAGCUGUUGGAUCUCUUCCUGUUGCCAUCCCCAUGCAUUUAUUUUACCUAGACUGUAACCAUAUCAACCAGUGGCUGAUCAAAAGAGCCAGGUACUUCAUUGAUAUUAUGGUCACCAACAUAGCCAACAUGAGCCGGGACUUCAACAAGGGGAUAUGUAAGCAGUAUGACACGAUCGUGAAGAAGGUGGCCCAGCAGGCCGAGAAUACAGAGGAACUGGUCCAGAUGCAGAACUAUGUAGAGAAUCUGAAAGUGGGGGAACUGCUGCAGCUAAAG